AUGAAAGGUCGCUGGAAACGUCUUAACGAAAAUGGAAACAAAUGGGUUGCUGCUUGCAGGGAAGCAAAUGCUCGAAGAAGGAGUGGCAUGAGCGACAACGAUGUUGAGAAAGAAGCUCAUUCCAUUUACGAAGCAGGUGGAAAUAAGUUUCUAGAUUUGGAAAGUGGUGGCAGUUCGAAAAGAUCAAAGACUUCGGAAGAUGGGGGAUUUUCUAUCCCUUCUAAUCUAGAAACUCCAACAUCUGAACAGUCAACUGCGACUCGUCCCAUUGGAAGAGAUAAGGCAAAAAGGAAAGGAAAAGGUAAGGUCUCACAAUCUGAAUCUACUCAUGAAUCUGCUGUUGCUGCAGAACUUCAUGCAAUGAGACUCAUUAGAGAUGCCGAAGCUGAGUUAAUAAAGACUCGAAUCGAACUGGAGCGCGAGAAGUUGCAAAGAAACGCAAUGAAGAUGAAAGAAAAAAUGUUGCUUCAAUUGUUGGCGAAAGAUCACUUAUCUCCAGAAGACGAAGAGAUGAAACGUCAACUAACUAAAAUUGUGUUUGGAGAGUGA
Molecule: messenger RNA, 549 nt
Organism: Salvia miltiorrhiza (redroot sage)
Lineage: Eukaryota; Viridiplantae; Streptophyta; Magnoliopsida; Lamiales; Lamiaceae
Exons: 2
Coding region: 1-549 (182 amino acids)
Source: RefSeq, a predicted model, not a curated record